AUGACCAACAAAUUCAAGAUGUCUAUGAUGGGAGAAAUGAAUUUCUUUCUAGGAUUACAAGUGAAGCAAACUGAAGAAGAAAUACUGAUUAAUCAGUCAAAAUACACCAAGGAACUGAUCAACAAGUUCAGAGCUCAACAUAUGAAGACUGUGAAAAUUCCCAUGAAUACAAAUUGGAAAGUGGAUCCAGGAUCCGAAGGGAAAUCAGUAUCUCCAACAAAGUAUAGAGAAAUCAUUGGUUCUCUAUUCUAUCUGACUGCAAGCCGACCAGACAUCUCAUUUGCAGUUGGAGUCUGUGCAAGGUAUCAGUCUAAUCCAAAGGAAGCUCACAUGGAUGCAGCAAGAAGAAUACUUCGAUACCUCAAAGGCAUACCAAAUGUAGGAUUAUGGUAUCCCUCUGACGACAACUUGAAGCUAUCAGGAUAUUCCGAUUCAGAUUUUGCAGAAUGCAAAAUUGAUCGCAAGUCAAUUUCCGGCACAUGUCAAUUUUUGGGCAACAAAUUGAUAUCAUGA
Molecule: messenger RNA, 513 nt
Organism: Salvia miltiorrhiza (redroot sage)
Lineage: Eukaryota; Viridiplantae; Streptophyta; Magnoliopsida; Lamiales; Lamiaceae
Exons: 1
Coding region: 1-513 (170 amino acids)
Source: RefSeq, a predicted model, not a curated record